Molecule: messenger RNA, 401 nt
Organism: Phaethon lepturus (White-tailed tropicbird)
Lineage: Eukaryota; Metazoa; Chordata; Aves; Phaethontiformes; Phaethontidae
Gene: NKX6-3
Product: NK6 homeobox 3
Exons: 2
Biological process (GO): regulation of transcription by RNA polymerase II; cell differentiation
Cellular component (GO): nucleus
Molecular function (GO): DNA-binding transcription factor activity, RNA polymerase II-specific; RNA polymerase II cis-regulatory region sequence-specific DNA binding
Source: RefSeq, a predicted model, not a curated record
CCCCUGGUCACCUGGCUGACAGCAUCCACAAGAAGAAGCACACGCGCCCAACCUUCACGGGGCACCAGAUCUUCGCUCUGGAGAAGACUUUUGAGCAGACCAAGUACCUGGCAGGUCCAGAGAGAGCACGGCUGGCCUAUUCCCUUGGCAUGACUGAGUCGCAGGUGAAGGUCUGGUUCCAGAACCGACGGACCAAAUGGAGGAAGAAGAGCGCCCUGGAGCCCUCCUCGUCCUCGCAGCAGGUGGGGGGCUCUGGUGGAGAGCGCGCGGCCUCUGAAACUGAGGACGACGAGUACAACAAGCCCCUGGACCCCGACUCGGAUGAUGAGAAGAUCCGGCUGCUACUGAGGAAGCACCGCGCAGCCUUCUCGGUGCUGGGCUUGGGCACACACAGUGGCUGA